AUGAUUCUUGACUUCCUCAACAAGUCUCUUGUGAAUGACCAAUUCUUCCGCACCCAUUUUCGAUUUGUUUGCUUGGAGCAUUUGGAGGUUGAAAGCUUCGCGUUGAGUCCAACUAAGAAUCUCCGUGGAGUCCACGACUCUAUCCAUUGCCGUACCUCGUUGUCUACCCCCAUCAGAACCUUUCAAACGUUUCGAAGAGUGGACGCCCUCGCCGCUCGAUGCGAAACGUUGACAUUCGCGGAGAACUCGCCAAGCUUGGACGCGGAGAACUCGACAUUCGCGGAGAACUCGACAUUCGCGGAGAACUCGCGGAGAACUCGCCAAACUUCAAAUCUAGCCUCACAUGGAGAAUCAAGGCUGCCAUAUGUAGGGCAAGUGUUCAGUUCUUUAGACGAGGCAUUUGACCUAUAUGGAUUGUAUGGAUAUUCAUGUGGGUUCGAUGUCCGCAAAGGCACGACUAGGAAAGGCAAAUAUGGUCAGAUAAUAUAUCAAACAUUUGUUUGUAUCAGGGAAGGAAUUAACCCGGGUACCAAUGAUGAGCAUGCAGAGACGCAAUCAAAAACUAAAAAGAGGCGACGUAGACCCUCUACCAGGUGCGAUUGUAGAGCAAAUGUCAUAAUGAAAAGACGGGACAGCGGUGAAUACUUUGUUAGCGUUUUCAAUGAAGCUCACAAUCACAAAUUAAUUUCUGAAGAUUGUCGCCAUUUCAUGAAAUACAAUCGGAAGGUCGAUUCUUCACAUCAACUGAUUAUGCUUAAAUGUGCUAAGGUUAAUAUUAGCCCAAUGCGUGCAUUUAGACUAUUCAAAGAAUUGGUUGGAGGCUAUGAAUAUGUGGGGUGCACAAGCAAUGAUUUCAAAAAAAAAUCAUACCAAAUGAACAGUUAUCCUGAUGGCUCCGAUGCUCAGUUGUUGUUGGACAGAUUAAUCACUAAUCGUGAUCUUGAUGACCAGUUCAAGGUUGAGUACCUGCUAGAUGAAUGUCAGAAGGUGAAGAGCAUAUUCUGGAGCGAUGCCAUUGGUGUACAAAACUAUAACAUUUUUGGAGAUUAUGUUUCAUUUGAUGCAACAUACACUACAAAUCGAUACAGCAUGAUAUUUGUACCAUUCACCGGGAAGGACAACCAUGGUGGUUGCGUUACAUUUGCAGCCGGGUUACUAACCAGGGAGGAUGUGCAUUCAUACUCAUGGAUCUUGAAAUUUGUCGACUGCAUGGGCCACAACCCAACCAUGUUGAUAACAGACCAAGAUCCGGCAUUGAAAAUUGCUGUUGAAAACGUUAUGCCUGAUACAAGACACAGAUUCUGCAUGUGGCACAUAAUGAUGAAGGUAGCACUGAAGCUUCCAAUAUCACUUCGGGAGAAUGCUGAUUUGACGAGCAUAUUAUAUGAUGUGGCUUGGUCGGAGUUGGAUGAACCUAGCGAGUUUGAAGAAAAGUGGUUAGGGGUCAUAAAUGAAUAUGGUCUGGCAGACAAUUCGUGGUUUUCAGACAUGUUCUCCAAGCGCAAGUAUUGGAUUCCAGCAUAUUUCCGUGAUUUGAGGAUGAGCGGACUUUUCAGAAUUACGUCCAUGUCAGAAAAUGAGAAUAGUUUUUUCCGUAAAUAUUUGAAUCGGAAUUCUAACUUGGCUUCUUUCUACAUCCACUAUGAAAGUGCUAUGCAGGCUCAGAGGCAUUUCUACAAACAAUUGUGCAUGACUGACCAGACAACCACUCCUAAAUUGAAGACACACACGCCUAUAGAGCAGCAUACGAGUCGCAUCUAUACCACGAAGAUUUUUUUGGAUGUGCAGAUAGAGAUCACCGAGGCAUUCAACCAUUGUCGCAUAAAAUCCAUGGACACAGCACACGAAGACCAUAUGUAUGCAGUGGAUGACCGAUCCAAUGGGGUGCCCAAUGUUGCUUAUAAUAUGGUAGCCGAUACCUUUAUCUGUUCUUGCAAAUUAUUUGUGAAGAAAGGAUUGGUAUACAGACACAUGUUUGUUGUGAUGCAUAACAUUGGUCUCAAAGCUAUUCCUGAGAAGUACAUUCUUGAUAGGUGGCGGUAG
Salvia miltiorrhiza (redroot sage) is the source of this 2043-nucleotide messenger RNA. RefSeq names its product protein FAR1-RELATED SEQUENCE 5-like. The coding region runs from base 1 to 2043 and encodes 680 amino acids. Lineage: Eukaryota; Viridiplantae; Streptophyta; Magnoliopsida; Lamiales; Lamiaceae. Gene Ontology annotation, biological process: regulation of DNA-templated transcription. The record is from RefSeq and is a predicted model, not a curated record. The transcript has 4 exons.